AAUAAUCAUAACUAUAAUGGAUAUUUAGCUCAGAUACUAGAAUGAUUAUACAGUCUUUAAAGGAGUGAAAUCAUAUGGGGAUCUUGUAAAUGAAAUCUAAUUAAAAUAUCCACUCUUGAUGGAUAUUGAAUUGACGUAUUAAGAUGAAGAAGGCGAUUUAAUUUAGGUCUCAAAUACAAGUGAUAUCAAUGCAAUAGUAAGAGUAUGAUUGAUGAUUUAAAGACAGAUUUAAGUAAAGUGAUCCUUUAAAUGGAUGCUUAAAUUGAUUAUGUAAAGUUGGGAGAAUUAGAAAGACUUGAAAGAGAGGAAGAAUGCAAAUAGAGAAUGCUUUAAGAUAGAAGAAAUCUAUUGUAAUAUGUAUAUCUAUUUUAAGUAAUCAUUUAGGAAAUUAAAAAAGAAAUGGAAAAUUAUGAAAUAUUGAGUUUAGAAAAAAGUGAAUUUGAAAGUAAAUGCAAUGAAGAAAUUGAAGAAUUAAUGGAUCGCUGCAAAAAACUGAGAGAUACAUAGAGAGAACCUAUAAUAGAUUUUAAAAUAAUUUUUAAUAGUUCAAACAUAUUAGGUCUCAUAAGAGAGAAGGAAUCCAAUUUAUUAUUAAUGGAAGUAUAAUUUGAUUUCAUGUUUAUAGGACAAAACAGGUUUUGACACUUAAUUACAGUCAAUCCAAAGAGAUGUAUAUGAUGCAUUUGGACAGCUGUUGUUCGAAAGAAUGUUGGAUCAUCAGGCUAAGCAUAAAAAUUGGUUAGAAAAACAAUGCUAAAUUAACAAGAUUAACCAAGAAUUGUAGAUUUUUGAGAUUAAGAAAUAGGAGAAAAUUUACAGUUUUGAUCGGAUUUUGUAAAGAUCAUUAGAAAAUGUGGAGAAAAUGAAGGCAUAGUUAAAUUAACCUCUAAGGAAUGAUGAUUAUUAUUUAGAUUCAUUUAUGUAUUGA
Paramecium octaurelia is the source of this 928-nucleotide messenger RNA. NCBI's taxonomy places the organism in Eukaryota, Ciliophora, Oligohymenophorea, Peniculida, Parameciidae. The record is from the annotation of a GenBank genome assembly.